AUGGAAGGAGAAAAUCAAACAGCUCCAUUUGAGUUUAUCAUCUUGGGAUUCUCCAAUUUAAAUGAAUUUCAAUUUUUACUUUUCACCAUCUUCUUUGUGACUUAUAUCUGUACCUUGGGAGGAAAUAUCAUUAUUAUUUGGGUGACUAUGACAGAUUCACGCUUACAUACUCCCAUGUAUUUUUUUCUAGAAAACUUAGCUUUUCUUGAUGUCUGUUAUAUCACCACCAAUGUCCCCCAGAUGAUGGUGCAUCUUUUAUCAAAGAAAAAAAGUAUUUCCUAUGUGGGUUGCAUGGCACAACUUUUUGCAUUUAUUUUUUCAGUUGGGUCAGAGUCCCUGCUAUUGGCAGCAAUGGCAUAUGAUCGUUACAUUGCGAUAUGCAAACCCUUAAGGUAUUCUGUAAUUAUGAACAAGACCCUGUGUAGCCAGUUAGCAGCUUCAUGCUGGACUGGUGGUUUUCUCAAUUCAGUGGUGCACACGGUGUUGACAUUCCGUCUGCCCUUCUGUGGCAACAAUCAGAUUAAUUAUUUCUUUUGUGACAUUCCUCCUUUGCUGAUCUUGUCCUGUGGGGACACUUUUAUUAAUGAGUUGGUGCUGCUCUGCAUUGGAGUCUUCAUUGGUUGGAUGCCUUUUUUGUGUAUUGUCCAUUCCUACCUUUACAUAAUCUCUGCUAUCUUGAGGAUUCACUCCUCAGAGGGAAGAAAAAAGGCCUUUUCGACGUGUGCCUCCCACCUGAUCAUUGUUCUUCUCUAUUAUGGCAGUGCCAUCUUCACAUAUGUACGGCCCAUCUCAGCUUACUCAUUGGAGAAAGACAGGCUGAUCUCAGUAUUGUACAGUGUUGUUACCCCCAUGCUAAAUCCUGUAAUCUACUCUUUGAGGAAUAAGGAUAUUAAAGAGGCUGUGAAAGUUAUAAGGAGCAAGUGGCAAGCUUCAGGCUCACUGUCUUAUGAUUUAUAA
Otolemur garnettii (small-eared galago) is the source of this 957-nucleotide messenger RNA. RefSeq names its product olfactory receptor 5V1-like. The record is from RefSeq and is a predicted model, not a curated record. Gene Ontology annotation, molecular function: olfactory receptor activity; G protein-coupled receptor activity. NCBI's taxonomy places the organism in Eukaryota, Metazoa, Chordata, Mammalia, Primates, Galagidae. Gene Ontology annotation, cellular component: membrane. Gene Ontology annotation, biological process: G protein-coupled receptor signaling pathway.